AUGGAGGGAAAGGAACAAUUAAUCUUUACCUUCUACUGUCCCAAGGUUCCCAAAGUCAAGGGGUACCGGAAAUACCAAAGGCCUACCCUUCCCACCAACCAACAUCCGAGUGCCUCGAUGCCACCCCAGAGGCUGCAGCAGCAUGUGGAUCAGACACACACCUACAUCCGAAUGUUCUGUGGCAGCCUCUGUGGCUUUAGCCUCCUAAUGCUGAUCUGCGUGUCCCCACUGAACUGGGUGCAGUUCCUGGUGAUCAACAAUGGCCUUGAGCUCUACGCAGGACUCUGGAUCUCAUGCAACCAUGAGCUGUGCUGGAACCACACACCCAAGCCACCCUAUUACCUCCAAUAUUCCAGGGCCCUCUUCCUCAUCUCUGUCCUCACCAUACUUGUUGCUCUUGGCUGGCUCUUCAGAUCUUGCCUCCCUAGAAGAGGAAGAAUGACUCCUAACUUGGAUCUGAAGGUAUCCAUGCUCAGCUUCAUCUCAGCCUCCUGCUUGCUCCUCUGCCUCAUCCUAUUUCUGGCACAGGUUCACUGGCAUUCUAGGGAUGCCAUGGAGUCAGCUCUCCUAUGGACCUAUCAUAUUAAUUGGGGGAGUGACUUCUUAUACAUGUUUGCUGGGAUUAUCUCCUUCCUCAACCACAUAACUUCCAGAUCUCCUCCCCUUGAUCAAAAUGUCACUGCAGUUCCCAUAGACAAGUCAAGGCUGGGGAUUGGUCCAGUGACUACAGUAUCGCCUGCUGAAGAUGCUGGGUCAGGGUCUCAGACAGAAUCUACAAGUGAGAAAGAGAAAAAACUAUCAAGAGGCCACAGCCUCCUCCAGUACACCGUCCGCUGGUGUCGGCCCAAACAGCGUCCGCAGCCGGAACCCAGCCGGCGAUUCCCGCCGCGCCGGAGCGCGCCGCACUCCCUGGGCCAGCCCGGGCCGUGGGGUCUCCCCGCACUCCAUGCAGGGGCGGCGGGGCGGGGCGCGACUACGUCAAGAGCAGUGACGCGACGACGCAGCGCGACGCGGUGA
Molecule: messenger RNA, 1017 nt
Organism: Balaenoptera acutorostrata (minke whale)
Lineage: Eukaryota; Metazoa; Chordata; Mammalia; Artiodactyla; Balaenopteridae
Gene: TMEM202
Product: transmembrane protein 202
Exons: 6
Coding region: 1-1017 (338 amino acids)
Cellular component (GO): plasma membrane
Source: RefSeq, a predicted model, not a curated record